GAGCGUAGUAGUAAAAAGAGAGGAGGACAGCAAGAGCGUGCGCACACGAGGAGAAAGAGAGAAAGAGACAGAGAGGGAACGUAUACAGAGAGAGGAAUAAAGAAGGAAGAAAAGCGAGCGCGCGCGGUUCCGUUGGUUAGACAAAGAGGAAGGGAAACGGGACAGACAGAUAGAUAGACGGGGGUAAGAAAGAGAGCGAGGGCACGUAAGAGAGUGUGUAGGUGUUUCGAGAGAAGUGCGUGCGCUCGAGGACGACGUGCAGGAGGAGGGACCCCCGUCUGUCUGUCUGCUGGAAUGCACGAGGGCCGAAUGGCUACAGGGGCAGGGGAAGGUGGGGGCCACACGGCCCUCGAGAACACCACCGCGACGGCCCUUACGGAAUCAUCGUCGUCAUCCUCCUCCUCCUCGGUACCGACGAUUCUCGCCGAAAACAAUACCUCGACUAACCUACCUUUGCCGGGACCUCAACAACAGACCCUUCAUCAGGUACAACAGCAACAGCAAACUCAACAACAACAACAACAACAACAACAGCAAACGCACUCACGACCACCGAUCAACUUGGUCACUGAUCUGCCAGCGAAUGAUACAUCAGCCGUGCGGGCGGACCGAAUGAGAGGUGGUAGGAAUAAAUUUGGACCUAUGUACAAGAGAGACCGAGCGCGGAAGCUACAAAUGAUGAGACAACGGCAGCUGGCACUGCAAACGAUACGCGGCAGCCUCGGUGACCCAUCGAACUAUCCCUCCGCCGUAACGCCUUUCCUGCAUAUUAAACAGGAAAUACAAAUACCUCAGGUCUCGAGUCUAACGUCUUCUCCAGAUUCGAGUCCAUCCCCCGCAGCCGUGGCCGCUGGUCUGGUCACGACACAAGCUGGCAGCGGAGCUGGUCAGCAUCAACUGAUCGCACCGUCCUCCCAGCCAAACAUUUCUGGCGGUAAUCACCUGCACAACCUCAACCCUGGCCUGGAUAGCAAGCUAUGGGCUGCCAAUUCCACCACCCCUAGCCCGAAGGCCUUCAACUUCGGCGAACAGUCCACUCACGGGGCUGCUGGUUCCGCACCCUCUACCGCCACGUUGAAAACUAGUCCGAUGAUAAGAGACUUCGUUCAAACGGUCGAUGAUCGCGAGUGGCAGGCAUCCCUUUUUGGACUGUUACAAAAUCAAACGUACAAUCAGUGUGAAGUGGACUUGUUCGAAUUAAUGUGCAAAGUGCUCGAUCAGAAUCUGUUCUCGCAGGUGGACUGGGCAAGGAAUUCGGUAUUCUUCAAGGAUCUCAAGGUUGAUGACCAAAUGAAGUUGCUACAGCACUCCUGGUCGGAUAUGUUGGUGCUCGACCAUCUUCAUCAAAGGUUACACAAUAAUCUACCUGAUGAGACUACGCUUCAUAAUGGCCAAAAGUUUGAUCUCCUUUGCCUCGGCCUACUUGGAGUUCCUUCUUUGGCAGACCUUUUCAAUGAUUUGUCGUCCAAACUUCAGGAACUCAAAUUUGAUCUUUCAGACUAUAUAUGCAUGAAAUUCUUGAUGCUGCUCAAUCAUGAAGUUCGUGGGUUAGUUAACAAGAAACAUGUACAAGAUGGACACGAACAAGUCCAACAAGCUCUUUUGGAUUACACGUUGACAUGUUAUCCUUCUAUACCGGAUAAAUUUAACAAGCUGCUAGCAGUAUUACCUGGAAUCCAUGUGGUAGCGAGCAGGGGAGAAGAUCACCUUUAUCAGAAGCAUUGUAGCGGUGGAGCACCAACUCAAACUCUUCUCAUGGAAAUGCUUCAUGCUAAAAGAAAAUGAAACGAUAGAUUCGUUUGGCACUUUUGCCAUGAAUUAGUCUAUUGCUAUAUCUAAAAAAUCAAGAUAGAGCCCCUUAUUGUCAGAGUGGACCUCAAGUACCUAUUAAGAGCUAAUGCUGCUUAGGUAUUGGACCAAGUUCGGGGGUCUGGUUCAAAAGAUACCUAGGCAAACAAAUCAAGUAUAGACGUACAUACUUUACAUAUAUACAUAAUAUAUGUAUUAUAAAGUGUAUCUAAAUAUAUAAACAUAAUGACAUAUAUUUUCUAUAUUUGAUGUUGAAGUUUUAGAGAUGUAUCCAUGGAGAAUUAUUACCCCUGUUGAUGGGUACAAGCGCAGGGAAACAGUAAGCAAGAUGCCUUGAAAACAGUACAAAGGGUGGUUAACAAAAUAUUGGUCAAAGGGCAGGCAACUUUUGUCUAAAUAAGUAAAGCUAUUUUUCUAAUACUAGAAGCGAUUAUUUUUAAGCAUAUACCACUGAAGCCUUGCUCUCAUUUUAACAAAAAGAUAAUCCUAAUAGUAACGAACGAAAGAAAUUGUCGACUCUCCAGUCAAUUGUGCUUCUGCAAGGGAUUCAAUGGGCAUACUUGAACGACAGUAAAAUUUCAUGUGAUAUACUUAUAUAUACAUAUAUACAUAUAUGUCGCACGGCCACCUGGGCAUCCUUAGAACUUCCUAUGAAAAAUCUGCAUUUUGUCACACUUGCACACAGCAGGGCUACUACAUUGUAAAUACUAGUUAACACAUUCCAAUUACGUUGUAAAGUAUGAAUCAUGUUAAAUAUGUAAUUAUAAUAUUUUGUGUAUAGUUUAAUGAAAUAAAUAUAUUUCUGUUGCUUACUGAGAAAAAAUCAUUAGCUACUUAAUGUCUUCACUAAUUUUAGAGUUUUAUUCAUGUAUUUCUCUUUUAUUAUUUUUCAAAUAGGUGGCGGAAAAAGAAUAACCACAAAUUGCGAUAUUUUAUUAUUGUAUAUUGUAUCAUAAUAAAGAUUCUGUUUUAAGAAAUAAAAGAAUCAUUGGAGCAAGGUUUAUGUGGUCCUACAUUAUCUAGCGAUUAAUAUUAAGUAUAUAAGAUCAAUAUUGUCUUAUCGCAGUUGUUAAAUAGAUAAAUAUUUACUGAAUGUUAAGAUAGCGAUCGAACGUAGUAAUUUUUCACUAAUAGAUUAUUAUUGUUUAGUCAAUAGUCAGAAACUUUUCAGUGCUGUGAAGGUUGUCUUUUCGACGCCUGUGGUAUCUAAGCCAUCGGUAAUUACACGUGCUAGAUUCGAGGCUCAAGUGUGGCAACAGGAACAGAAAUCUUUGCUCGUACUGGUAGGCUGGUAGUACCACCCUUUGCAACUCCUACUGUUUAUAUCCUCUAUCAAAGAAGUACCUGGGAAAAAUGCUAUUUUACUACUUUCACUUUUCCACCGACUUCGAUAUAAGAUAUUAAAUAUAGAUUUAAACGAUUUAUUGAUGUAUGUAAAAAGAAAACUCGAUGCCACAUUAGAUUAAGAAUCGAGUGUUGAAUCAAAUCAGGAGGAGUAGCUGCGAGUAUUACUACCAUGAAAGAAUAUAUAUACAUAAGAAUAUAUAUUUUCAGAAGCUUGCAUGUACUUAUCGUGUGAGUAAAGAUUUGUGUCCAUGGAAAAAUUUUUGAAAUCUUCGAUAUAAAUGCAAAAUAUAUAUUGACAUGUUCCCAAAUUUUCAAAUCGCCUGGUUCUUUUAAUUGAUCGAUCGAAACAAAACUAGCUUGCAUUAUUAUUGGCUCUUUAAAUAAUACUUUCAAAACGGAUUGCCUUUAUUUAACUCGCAUAUAAAUGUCUACCUCUUCAUAACUGUAUUAAGUCUUACAUUUUUACAUUUUUAGUAAACCACAUACCUCAGAAUAGACACCCAGAUAGCAAAUUAAAUGGAAUGUAUGAAUGUUACCUACGUAGAUUUAAAAUCUACGACUUCUGUAAUAUGCGUAUCGACAGAAUAUAAAAGUUCCAUUCAAGUAUUGUACCCGUUAUAUUUCCAUGUUAACUAUUUUAGUUAUUAUUAUAUUUAUUCCAAAUUAGAUUAUACUUCCUUAUGAUAUGUGUACGAUAUAUUCCAGUCAAAAUUUAAAAAUUAUCAACGAAGUAUCUAAAGUCAUGUUUAAUCUUGUGUUGCUGUUUGGGUAAAAUCAAAUAAUAUUUUAUUUAUUGUACAUUCAUCUAUCUUCAAGAGUUCUUGUAGAACGUGUCGGUCUGAUAAUUUUGGAACAACUUACAAAAAUCGCAAACACAACUGUCUCAAAAAAAUGAAAAUUGUCUCUUCUAAAUAUUGUCCCCAAAUCGAUGAUCUUUGUAUGUGUCCAUCCUAUUUAAUCGUCCGCUCGAUUCUGUUAUAAAGUGUUUAUUAAUAAUUGUAAUUAGGAAAUAUAAUAGUGGUGUUAUAAGCAUUGUGUUAAAUAUGUACAGUUACCAAUUAUAAUUGGCAAACAAUCUAAUUUAAUAUCGAUGUGAUUUUUUGAUCCAAUAAAUAAUUGGAAUUAACAUUAAAUGAUGAACUAUUAUGCGUUGUUGACACUGCCAUUAGGAGUUGGCAAUUGUAAAUUAUGUAGAAAAAAAAUGAUUGAUUGUAAAUAUAUCUUUAUUAUUAACUGA
Molecule: messenger RNA, 4393 nt
Organism: Bombus impatiens (common eastern bumble bee)
Lineage: Eukaryota; Metazoa; Arthropoda; Insecta; Hymenoptera; Apidae
Gene: ftz-f1
Product: nuclear hormone receptor FTZ-F1
Exons: 5
Coding region: 295-1785 (496 amino acids)
Biological process (GO): tissue development; hormone-mediated signaling pathway; regulation of transcription by RNA polymerase II
Cellular component (GO): RNA polymerase II transcription regulator complex
Molecular function (GO): nuclear receptor activity; RNA polymerase II cis-regulatory region sequence-specific DNA binding
Source: RefSeq, a predicted model, not a curated record